This is a messenger RNA of Thlaspi arvense, 1536 nucleotides long. Lineage: Eukaryota; Viridiplantae; Streptophyta; Magnoliopsida; Brassicales; Brassicaceae. The record is from the annotation of a GenBank genome assembly.
AUGGUCAAUGUUACUCCAAACAUGAAAUGCACGAGAUGGUAUUUGCAACAAAAAGCGAAGUCAACGGAGGGUAGUUUCAGAUUGACGCGGUUUUCACACCCUGGUCUUCUUUUGGCUUUGUAUUUUGUUCGGUUCGUACCAAAUAUCCGCGGAGAUCCAGGUCUGUUUAUACCUUUUGAAGAUAAACAAGAUCCCGAUAAAAAGAAGAGGAAAGCUCUAGAUAAGCAAGGUCAACCACAAUCUAACAAAAAGUUGCAGCAACCUUCACUUAGCAAUUCACUCAGCAAUUCAAGAUAUGUAUGCCAAAGAGAAACCUUGAAGCAUCUACCUGCUGACCCUCUUUUUCAGCUGGACUUGAAGUCGCAUCUGCUAGAGAUCAUUCCAGAACAACAGGACCGUCUGAAGAAGCUGAGAUCAGAACAUGGAAAUGUCCCAGUGGGGAAAAUCACUGUAGAUAUGGUACUUGGUGGGAUGAGGGGGUUGACUGGAUUACUCUGGGAGACCUCAUUGCUCGAUGCAGAAAAGGGGAUACGCUUUAGAGGCUUGUCGAUUCCUGAGUGCCAGAAAGUAUUACCUGCAGCUCAGUCUGGAGGCGAGCCCUUGCCUGAGGGUCUUCUGUGGCUUCUUUUAACUAGAAAGGUACCAAACAAAGAUCAAGUUGAUGCAUUGUCAAAAGAGUUGGCGGAUCGUGCGGCCGUGCCAGAUUACGUCUACAAAGCUAUAGAUGCUUUGCCUUCGACAGCUCAUCCAAUGACUCAAUUUGCUAAUGGUGAUAUGGCCCUACAGGUUGGGAGCGCACUUUCAGAUCCAUAUCUUUCAUUUGCAGCUGCAUUAAACCGUUUAGCUGGACCACUCCAUGGUUUGGCUAAUCAGGAAGUGUUGCUGUGGAUCAAAUCGGUUGUCGAGGAAUGUGGGGAAAAUAUAUCAAAGGAACAGCUAAAAGAAUAUGUCUGGAAAGCGUUAAACAGUGGCAAGGUAGUUCCAGGAUAUGGACAUGGUGUUUUGCGUAAGACGGAUCCAAGAUAUGUAUGCCAAAGAGAAUUCGCCUUGAAGCAUCUACCUGAUGACCCUCUUUUUCAGCUGGUGUCAAAGCUUUAUGAAGUUGUGCCUCCUAUUCUAACCGAGCUAGGAAUGGUAAACUAUUUCCAUCAUCACUUCAUUUGCUACCAGAUUUCUCAUCAUCUCUUGUCAAAAACCCGUGGCCUAACGUUUGAUGCUCACAGCGGAGUGCUGCUAAACUAUUAUGGUCUAACCGAAGCAAGAUACUACACGGUUCUUUUUGGCGUCUCAAGGAGUAUUGGAAUCUGCUCACAGCUUUGGAUGCUGAGGUUCAGGGGAGAAGAAAAGGCUCCUGAACAUUUGGGCACUAACAGCGAUUACAACGUUAAGUGUGAUGGCAAAAAUAUGUUGAACUGGUACGUGGGGGAAGGAAUGGAGGAAGGUGAGGCCUCUGCUGCUCGUGAAAAGUUAGAUGCACUGGAGAAAGAUUACGAAGAAGUUGGUACUGGCGGGUAUAAAGAUGAUGGAUAUGCUUAA